Iphiclides podalirius (scarce swallowtail) is the source of this 348-nucleotide messenger RNA. The record is from the annotation of a GenBank genome assembly. Lineage: Eukaryota; Metazoa; Arthropoda; Insecta; Lepidoptera; Papilionidae.
AUGUCUCUCGUCAUAGCAACGCCUAAAUUGGACAAUAAGUGCACACUAGGUAUUCGAAGGUGCUUUUGUAAUAAGUAUUCGUGUGGGGUGGGCGAGUGGGGUGGCAGCGGCCGAGCGGCGGAAUCAAGGGCGCGGGGUGGGCGGGGGCGAGGGGGCGAGGGGGGUAGGGGAUGCUGCGCGGCGGACGCGCAGAUCAAUAUCUCACGUUGCCGGGGCGACGCCGUGCCAGACCGAGUGCCUCCCGUGCUACACCCUCGCACACCCACCCCCCAUCUGCCCACUACUCGCUUAUUUAAUACAUGCCCUAUCUGGGAUGGGAGCUUUUUCAUGCUAAAUGACAGGGCAGCG